Molecule: messenger RNA, 2210 nt
Organism: Boleophthalmus pectinirostris (great blue-spotted mudskipper)
Lineage: Eukaryota; Metazoa; Chordata; Actinopteri; Gobiiformes; Gobiidae
Product: polyunsaturated fatty acid lipoxygenase ALOX15B-like
Exons: 12
Coding region: 82-1665 (527 amino acids)
Biological process (GO): linoleic acid metabolic process; lipid oxidation
Molecular function (GO): oxidoreductase activity, acting on single donors with incorporation of molecular oxygen, incorporation of two atoms of oxygen; iron ion binding
Source: RefSeq, a predicted model, not a curated record
UUUUAUUUAACAGCUGUGAAAGUCUAUGAAGAGUAUAAUCGUGUUGCUGAAAACUCAAGGAAACAGGAGUUAAAGCAAAGGAUGGACGAAUACUGUUGGGAAAUUUAUUUAGAGGGCAUACCUUACUGCAUGAAAGCAGAUAGUGUGUUUGAACUCCCUCCUGAAGUUCAGUUCUCUCUCAUAAAGGGCGGAGAAUUCUUAAGUAUUGCUGUAGCAGCGAUGCUGGAAUUGAAAGUGACACAUUUGGGUAACGAUCCAUACCCUUGGACUGAUUUUGAUUCCAUUUACAAUGAAAUUUGCAGACACAAAACAGAUGUUACAGACUAUGUGUAUAAAAACUGGAGAGAAGAUGAUUUCUUUGGUUACCAGUUUUUGAAUGGACUCAACCCCAAUAUGAUCCAGCGCUGCUCCUCUCUGCCUGUGAACUUCCCUGUCACAGAUGACACAGUCUCUCUGGAGGGUGGGGCCAAACUGACAGAUGAGAUGAAGAAAGGCAACAUCUUCCUGUGUGAUUAUAAGCUUUUGGAUGGAGUGAAGACCAAUACUAUCAAUGGGGAAAAGCAGUAUCUGAUGGCUCCUCUUGUUCUCCUUCACAAAACCUUUGAUGGCGCGCUGAAGCCAGUAGCCAUUCAGCUCAAACAGACGCCAUCAGAGGACAACCCCAUCUUUCUCCCAGCCGACUCAGAGUACGACUGGUUACUGGCCAAGACCUUUGUGAGAAGUGCAGAGUUUAACUACCAUGAGAUUAAUGUGCACCUGCUGCGCACUCACCUGCUCGCUGAAGUCUUUACUGUGGCUUUAAAGAGAAACCUGCCCAGGGUGCACCCUCUGUACAAGCUUCUCAUUCCUCACACCCGAUACACUCUACAAAUGAAUGUGCUGGCCCGACAGAGACUUAUUUCUGAAGACGGUGCCCUGUCACUUAAUAGUGCCCCAGGUAAAGAGGGUUUGGUGACCAUCCUUCAGAAGGGCCUGUCCUCCCUGACCUACAGCUCUCUGUGUAUCCCAGAUGACAUCACAGAGAGAGGAGUGGAGUCUGUGCCCAACUACUACUACAGGGACGACGGUCUCAGGGUUUGGGACAUCAUUCACAGGUUUGUGAAAGGAGUGAUUAACCAUUACUACAAAAACGACAAAGAGGUCCAAGACGACUCUGAACUGCAAGCUUAUAUCAUGGACAUAUUUGAACAUGGCUUUCUGUCAAAAACAGAAACAGGAAUCCCACAGAGCUUCAAAACUGUGAAUGAGGUGGUGAAGUUUGUCACUAUGGUCAUUUUCACCUCCUCAGCCCAGCACUCAGCUGUCAACACUGGACAGUUGGACAUCGGUGGUUGGAUGCCCAACUUUCCAUCCUCCUUACAACAGCCUCCACCAGUCAUAAAGGGCAGAGCAAAUGAACUGACCCUGCUGCAGACUCUGCCUGACGUCAACACCACAGUAAACACCCUGGCAGUCCUGUGGCUCCUCAGCACACAGUCCACGGAUUUUGUUCCUCUCGGUCAGUGCUACCAAUAUUUCACAGAGGAUGUGUGCUGUAAGAUGAUCCAAGAUUUCCAGAAAGAGCUGAAAGACUUGGAUGAAGCUAUUGACGACAGAAACAAAAAUCUGGAAUUAGCAUACACGUACCUGAUGCCCAAAAACAUGGAAAACAGUGUGGCCCUGUAAAGCUCUUGUGGAUUACACUCAGUCCAUAAUGUUUUUGUUUUGGGUCUCAGAUCCUACUGAUAAUACAAUGAGUUUCAUGACGGAUGAUUCAAAUAUAAUCAAAUGCAUCAACUGAAUCAAAUAUAGAACUUAAGAGGGACUGUUUUGCUUCUAUGGGGUAUAAACUGCAAACACAUAACAUAUUCAGAGCACCAUGUUACUUUUUAUUGAUUUAUAAGUUGUGACACACUGUCUCCCCUCCCUUUGCUCUCUGGACUAAGUCACUCUCCCUUCACAGCACUAUCACAAUACAAUCAGAGUGCAUCUCGCUACAAAACUACUGCACAUCGCUUCAUGUUUGUGAAGUUGUGUACAGUUUUGUAUCAUGUUUUUGUGUAGUUAUGGAGAAUUGUGUGUAGAGAACGGAGACUUGUACAGAAGCUUACUGCUAAUCAUAAGGAGGGUUUGAAACAGGCCCAGGAGAGAUCACUUAUUUACUUUAAGCAUGCAUGGGUGAGGGAAUGGUGGGAAAAAAAACAAAACAAAAAAAAAAGUAUAUUUUGCAU